UGUCUGCAUGUCCAAAAGCUUCUCCAGAUGAUAGAGCCAAAUGCAAGAAUGCAAUUGAGGAGGCAAGGAAUAAAAAGAAGAAUAAGAAAAAGGAAGAAGAUCUGAUGAGAUCAACAGUCAAUAUUUCUGAAAAGGGGGAAGGGAAUGGCGAUGAUGAAUUGCAAGAAUUAGGGAGUAAUAACCCACCCCGCACACUUGGCCCUAUGGAUAAAUUUGCAAGCUCCAUCAGCCCUGAAGCUGGUUCAAGUGUAAAAAUGACACAAAGACAACAAAAUAUCAAUGCACUCUUUAAAGAGAGGACACAGACAGUCCGUGAAUAUUGUGCUAGGUGGGUCUAUGAGCACAGUAUUCCUUUCAAUGCCACUGAUAAUGACAGUUUCAAGUUGUUUGUUGAGGCAGUUGGUCAAUUUGGGCCAGGCUUCAAUCCUCCUAGUCAAUACCAGUUGAGGGAAACGUUGCUAAAGGGGGAAGUUGACAGGAUGAAAGGUUUGUUAAAGAAGCAUGAAGAAGAGUGGGCAAGAAAUGGGUGCUCCAUUAUGACAGAUGCUUGGAGUGAUAGAAAAAGAAGGAGCAUCAUGAACUUAAGUGUUAAUUUUAAUGCAGGUACUGCUUUCCUUUCUUCUAAAGAAUCUUCAGAGGAGGCACAUACAAGUGAACUCAUUUUUGAGUAUGUGGACAAAUGCAUUGAGCAAGUUGGGCCACAAAAUGUUGUCCAAGUGGUAACUGACAAUGCUGCCAACAAUAUGAGAGCGGCAAAGUUAUUGAAGGUGAAGAGACCCAAUAUCUUUUGGACAUCAUGUGCUACUCACACCAUCAAUUUAAUGCUUGAAAGCAUUGGAAAACUGCCAAGGUACAAAAAAGUCAUUGAUCAAGCCAAGAGUUUGACAAUCUUUAUUUAUGCACAUCAUAAGACCUUAUCCUUAAUGAGGUCAUUUACAAAGAAGAGGGAUAUAGUGAGACCGGGUGUCACUAGAUUUGCUUCUUCUUUCCUUACUCUACAAAGUUUAAUGGAGAAAAAGAGCCAAUUGAGGGCAAUGUUUACUAGCUCUGAGUGGGAGGAGUGCAAGUGGUCAAAGACUGUUAAAGGGAAAGCAGCCUAUGCAACUGUGUUAAGCAUUGCUUUCUGGAAUGGUGUGACUAUAUGUCUUAAGGUUUUUGCACCUUUGGUGAAGGUGUUUCGAAUUGUUGAUGCAGAUAAGAAGCCUUCUAUGGGCUUUUUAUAUGGAGAGAUUAAUCAGGCAAAAAAAGAUAUUAAGGAGGCCUUAAACAAUCUUGAAAAGAACUAUUUGCCUAUUAUGGAAAUUAUUGAUGCAAGAGUGAAAGAUAGGCUAGAUAGUCCAUUGUAUUUUGCGGCUUACCUUUUGAAUCCAUAUUAUUUGUUCAAAGAUAUGGAUAUGCAAUUUGAUAAUGAACUGAUGGAUGGGUUUUUUAAUGCUGUGGAGAUGUUUUUUUAUGGUGAUGAUCGCAUGCAAGGGCAUAUUUUAAAUGUUGAGUUGCCAAAAUAUACUUGCAAAGAAUGAGUUUUUGGAAAGUCAUGGGCAAUUCAAGAGUGUGCAACAAAUGAUGAUAAUUAUAACCCAGUUAAAUGGUGGAUGACUUAUGGAAAUCAAACACCAAACUUGCAACGAAUGGCGAGAAGGAUCCUCUCGUUAACUAGUAGUUCAUCCGGUUGUGAAAGAAAUUGGAGUACUUUUGAAGGGAUACAUACGAAGAAAAGAAAUAGACUAGAUGUUAAUCGAUUGAACAAUCUAGUCUUUGUCCAAUUUAAUGCAAAACUGAUGAACAAGCAAAAAAGGGAGAAGGAGAGGAAUGUUGAUGUGCUACUUGCUAGUGAUGCUAGUAAUGCACAAGGAUGGAUCGUUGAUGGAGAAGAUGAUGAAGAAAUUGAGCCUGGUAUGGGGCUCACUUGGGAAAUGGUUGGUGAAGCUUCUGGAGCAGACGACAUGCUUCAACCUCGAAGAAGUUCUAGGAUGAGAGAACUUCAUGAAGAUGAUUUUCAAUCAGAAGAAGAAGAUGAACAAGAGCAUCAUGAAUUUGAUUUUGAGUCUGAUGAAGAUCAUGUGCUAGAAGAAUAUGGAGAGGAAGAAGAAGAAAUCCACUAAGAUAACUAGAUAUUACUUAGAUUCUUCAUAUAUGUUUUAAUGUUUAUGUUGUAUUAUUGUUGUUUUUGUCAUCUUGACCUCAGUACUAAUCUACAACAGUUUGUUUUUAAAGUUUUUUAAUGUUUAAAUUCAUUAUUUCACUUAUUAUUCCAACUUUGGUUUACUUGAUAUCAAAUUGCAUCAAAAAAUUUUUAAAAAAAACACUAUUUUCCAAGUCGCCGCCUAAGCCCCGCCUAGGCGCCCUAGGCGCUAGGCCCCAGUCGGGCGCCCGACUAGCGCCUAGCGCCUUUUAGAACAAUGAAGGCAAGAUUUCCUAUUUUGAAAUUAAUUACCAAUUAUCCACUUAAUAGGUAAAAACAAAUCCCCACUGCAUGUUGAGCAAUACAUAACUUUAUUCGUCAGAAGCAUGCUUUAGAUAGGUUGUUCGUUGAGUAUUCUUCCGAGAAUAUGGUAUUUCAAGAUAUACCCGAGGCAAGUCAAGAUCAAGAAGUCAUACAUUUUGAUACUAGUCAAACAACUCAAAUGGGACAAGUCAGGGAUCAAAUUGCUACACAAAUGUGGAAUGACUAUUCAAGA
Diospyros lotus (date-plum) is the source of this 2678-nucleotide messenger RNA. RefSeq lists its product as uncharacterized. Lineage: Eukaryota; Viridiplantae; Streptophyta; Magnoliopsida; Ericales; Ebenaceae. The coding region runs from base 1593 to 2102 and encodes 169 amino acids. The record is from RefSeq and is a predicted model, not a curated record. The transcript has 3 exons. Gene Ontology annotation, molecular function: protein dimerization activity.